Rhagoletis zephyria (snowberry fruit fly) is the source of this 1737-nucleotide messenger RNA. Its product is annotated as putative aminopeptidase W07G4.4. Gene Ontology annotation, biological process: proteolysis. NCBI's taxonomy places the organism in Eukaryota, Metazoa, Arthropoda, Insecta, Diptera, Tephritidae. Gene Ontology annotation, cellular component: cytoplasm. The record is from RefSeq and is a predicted model, not a curated record. Gene Ontology annotation, molecular function: manganese ion binding; metalloaminopeptidase activity.
AUGCUAUCGCUACAUGUAGAAGUAUUGUGGAUUGUAUUGCUUCCUUGCAGCGUCAAAAUUGCAAAGCUGAUUCAAAAGUCCAGCUGUGAUGUAGUCUGUAUUAUCGAUCGCCAAGUGCCGGCGGAGUUGGCGGAGCAAUUUAGCGAGUUUCGAGCAUUUGAUAAGGCAUUCGAUAGUGUGGUUUCCUGCUUCAAAUCGCAAAAGUUGGACUUGCCCAUAGUUUAUUCACCAGUACAAGAAUUGACAGAUUAUCAUGAUGUGCGGACGUACCAAAAAGCGGCAGCUAAGUCGUUGGAACGAGCAAUUAAGGCUGGCUUCAAGUCGCCCAUGUUGAUCGUGCCCACAAGUCACCGCUUCUCCAAUGCUGAACUUUGUACUGUGCUAGGUGCUUUGGAUCAAUUAUAUGUUCCAAUUCAACUGCGAGAGGAUGUCCCUGCACAUGCCAAGCAAAUUAAGGAGUUAUCUGUGCUGAUUUCCAAACCUAAUGCUGAAGAUAUUUUAAAGGAAGCCUUGGUCUUAGAAUCUGGUCGAAUGGUUGCCCGUGAUAUUGGCGUUGGCGAUCCAGAGCGUAUGGCGCCACCGCGCGUAGAAGACUACGUUAACAAUGUGCUCUCCUCGCUGAAGAAGGAAGUAAUUAGCGAUUUAAACGUUUUGCAAGAGGAUUAUCCGUUAUUUGCCGCUGUCAAUCGCGCUGCAAACCAAGUAAAACGCCAUCGCGGUCGCAUUAUCUUCUUGGAGUAUGUGCCGCCACAGCCGGCAUCCAAAACACUCAUGCUAGUGGGUAAGGGCGUCACCUACGAUACUGGUGGUGCUGAUAUCAAGGCUGGUGGUGUAAUGGCUGGCAUGUCACGUGAUAAGUGUGGUGCAGCUGCUGUCGCAGGGUUCAUGCAGAUUGUCAAUGAGCAAAAGCCUGCUGAUGUACACGUCAUGGCUGCACUCUGUAUGGUACGCAAUUCAGUGGGUGAGGAAUCGUACGUAUCCGAUGAGAUUCACACCUCCCGUGCUGGUGUGCGCAUACGCGUUGGUAAUACUGAUGCUGAAGGGCGCAUGUGUAUGGCGGACGCGUUGUGCCGUAUGAAAGAGAUAGCUAUCGAACGCAAACUACCUGACCCCCAUCUUUUCACUAUAGCGACCCUCACUGGUCAUGCUUGUAUUUCAGCUGGGGAUGGUUACUCCAUUGCCAUUGACAAUAGUGUAGCACAAAAAGCUGGCCAUGCGCGCUUGUUGCAAGAGGUUGGCCAAUCCUUUGGCGAGCCUUUCGAGGUGUCUGUGCUACGUCCAGAUGAUUUCGAUUUCAAUAAGGGUAAAGUGAUUGGAGAAGAUAUUGUACAGGCCAAUAAUGCCCCUUCAACACGCACGCCCAGAGGACAUCAGAUUCCAGCCGCUUUUCUCAUUCAAGUCACCGGUUUGGACAAACAUGGCUUGGAGUCGAGCUUGCCAAUCAAAUAUACGCACAUUGACGUUGCUGCCAGUGCUUGUGUAUUCCCUAAAAUGCCUACUGCUGCACCGAUCGUGGCAUUGGCAAAAACACAUUUGUAAAUUUAACCGUCCAUUUGAGGUUUGCAUUUAUGCAGAAUGUGUACAGCAUUUUCCAAUUGAAACUUAAUCAAAUUGUACUUAUAACCGCAAUGCAUGUAUGUAGAUAUGUAACUUUGUUACUCUACUUAACCACUACGUAAUAUAAUCACAAACGAAAAGUCAGGAAUUGCCAAAAUAUAAAUUUUGUUUAAAAAGGUA